AUGAGCCGGGCAGCGCGUCCGGAGAGCCCCGCCGCUCGGAGCCCCGGCAGGAGACAGGAGCAGCCGCACAGCCGGGCUGCAGUGGAGGAGCACCGAGUCGGCUCCGGGAUCAGGGACAGCGGCGCAGGGUCGGCCCGCAGCAAGCGGCACCUGGAGGGGGUCCUGAAGAAGUACACCAACCCGCUGCAGGGCUGGCAGAGCAGAUAUUUUGUACUGGACCCAGAGGUUGGUCAGCUUCAGUAUUAUCUGAAUGAACUCAGUAAAAGCCAGCGACCUCCCAGAGGGUCUCUGCCUCUCCUUGGAGCAAUGGUGGUCUCCAGCGCCGACUUCCCCUACAUGUUUACUUUUCAAUCCACUACUGGGGAUUCCUACAAACUCAGAGCACUGGACGCCCAGGAGCAGGAGCUAUGGAUGACUCAGCUCCAGCUGUGUUCCCGACGCCACUCUGACAGCAGCGCCAAGGUGACAAUCCAGGCUGAAGGGCAGCAGAAGAACCUUGUCAACUCUGUUGAGCCCCUGUCCCCCCGAGGUGGACCCCUCUCUUCUCUGGAUGAGGACCUUCUCCUUUUAAAGGCCACUUCUGCAGCCACUUUGAGCUGUCUGGGGGAGUGUCUCAGUAUGCUGCAGCACAAUGUUGUCCAGGCUCUUAACCAGAACCAGAACCAGAACCAGAACCAGAACCACACCCCUAGUCCCAGCCUCCCCCACAGCUCAGCUGGUCUGAAUCAGGCAGCUCCCACAGACAGAGUCCGGCUGUGGAGUCAGCGCUGCAGCUCCAGUUUGAACCAGAUGGAGCCCGGGGGCCUCCGGUCUAGCAGCCAGAGCCCGACUCACAGCUUCAGUGAGAGCCAGAGUCCCAAAGACAGCAGCUACAGUGGACGACCAGGAAGUGGCCACAACCACAUCCACGGUCAGAGUCAAGGCCGCGAACAUGCAGAUAGUUCCACUGGACGGUCCAGAUCUCUUUCUGAGAAGCAGGUGAAAAAUGGUGCACAAACACCUCUCUCCUCCUCUUCCUGGCCAUCUUCCACUCAAACGCACAAGGAUCCUUCGGAGCAGGGACAGCAGCAGGGCCAAGCCAGCAGCCCAGAGAGCCCGGAUGCCAGCGAAGAGACCACAGACACAGAGGACCAUGAGGAGGAGGACCUGGGAGUUCUGGAUGACCAGCGAAGCAUCAUGCUACACCUCCUGUCCCAGCUCAAACUGGGCAUGGACCUCACACGGGUGGUGCUCCCUACCUUCAUCCUGGAGAAGCGCUCCCUACUGGAGAUGUACGCCAACUUCAUGGCUCAUCCCGACAUGUUCCUCUCCAUCACCUCCGGCUGUACGCCAGAGGAGCGCAUUGUUCGCUUUGUGGAGUACUACCUGACAGCCUUCCAUGAGGGCCGCAAGGGUGCUGUGGCCAAGAAGCCCUACAACCCAAUCCUGGGGGAGCACUUCCACUGUUCCUGGUACGUGCCUCGGGACCGUGUCCGACCUCUCAGGAAUACCAACUGCCCUGGUCCCAACUCAGCCCCCACAGCCCCUCCCGGGUCUCCACAGAGGGGGACGCAUGGUAGCAGCAGAAGAAACUCCGACUGCUAUCGCGUUCGGUUUGUGGCUGAGCAGGUGUCCCACCACCCCCCUGUGUCAGGCUUCUACUGCGAGUGCAAGGAGAAGAGGAUGUGUGUCAACACUCAUGUCUGGACCAAGAGCAAGUUCAUGGGCAUGUCUGUUGGAGUGUCCAUGGUCGGGGAAGGUGUGCUGUAUUUGUUGGAGCAUGAUGAGGAGUACGUGUUCACGCUGCCCUGUGCCUACGCCCGCUCCAUCCUCACCGUGCCAUGGGUGGAACUUGGGGGAAAGGUCACCAUCAACUGUGCCAAGAGUGGGUACUCGGCCACUGUCACUUUCCACACCAAACCCUUCUAUGGAGGAAAAGUGCACAGAGUAACAGCAGAGGUGCAGAACAACCAAACAGGAAACAUCGUGUGCAAGGCCCAGGGUGAGUGGAAUGGGGUGCUGGAGUUCACCUACAGCAACGGGGAAAGCAAGGUGAUCGAUACGGCCAAGCAGCCAAUCAUCAAGAAGAAGAUCCAGCCUCUAGAGAAGCAGGGCCAGUACGAGUCACGGCGUCUUUGGCAGCAUGUAACAGCAUCGCUGAAGGCAGGAAACAUGGACGUGGCCACAGAACACAAACACUGCCUGGAAGAGAGGCAGCGCAGCGAGGGCAAACAGAGAGCGGCAACCAAAACACCCUGGAAACCCAAAUACUUUAUUAAAGAGGGUGGAGGCUGGGUGUACCACAACCCUCUGUGGAAAGCUAACUGACCAGGAGGCUUGGAAGCAGCUGUCCACUCCCAGACGAAAAGUAGGGCGAUGGAGGGCUGGCCGACUAAGAUAUGAGGAGAGAGAGAGAGAGAGAGAGAGAGAGAACGGAGAGAGAACAGAACAAGAGGUACCAAAGACUAGCAGAGGACGAUGGACAAACUCCUAGUCCUGUCCAAGCAGAAACACGUUGGUUUGGCAGUGAGGUGAGACUGAUCAAACACGGGUUCAGCCACUUUAGAGAUUACAUUAUUCAGACAGAAUGGGACUUUUUGUUCUGACAACAGAUCCAAGCUAACCCCUGUAAACAGCUCCUGCCCCCUCUCACCGUUCAGUUGUCUGCACAAUGUACCAAACAACCGUGUUGAUCACAACAGUUUUGCACAAACCAAUGUACAAUAUAUAGGGUAAAAGCAUA
Perca flavescens (yellow perch) is the source of this 2722-nucleotide messenger RNA. RefSeq names its product oxysterol-binding protein-related protein 10. The transcript is spliced from 12 exons. Lineage: Eukaryota; Metazoa; Chordata; Actinopteri; Perciformes; Percidae. Gene Ontology annotation, molecular function: cholesterol binding. The record is from RefSeq and is a predicted model, not a curated record. Gene Ontology annotation, cellular component: membrane; cytosol. The coding region runs from base 1 to 2307 and encodes 768 amino acids.